Molecule: messenger RNA, 619 nt
Organism: Hibiscus syriacus
Lineage: Eukaryota; Viridiplantae; Streptophyta; Magnoliopsida; Malvales; Malvaceae
Product: 40S ribosomal protein S20-2-like
Exons: 4
Coding region: 109-477 (122 amino acids)
Biological process (GO): translation
Cellular component (GO): ribosome; cytosolic small ribosomal subunit
Molecular function (GO): structural constituent of ribosome
Source: RefSeq, a predicted model, not a curated record
CCUAACCCUAACCAUCCAUCAUUUGUGCGAAAAAAGGCAGCAGAGGCGGCGACUCUACACUUCCCUUCUCUUACCUUCUUCAAGAAGCCGUUAGCCAGUUUCAUAACAAUGGCGUAUGCUGCAAUGAAGCCUACCAAGCCGGGUUUGGAGGAGCCCUUAGAACAGAUUCACAAGAUCAGAAUCACUCUCUCCUCUAAGAAUGUCAAAAACCUCGAAAAAGUUUGUGCUGAUUUGGUUCGUGGUGCGAAGGAUAAGAGACUGAGGGUUAAGGGAUCAGUAAGAAUGCCCACCAAGGUUCUUCACAUCACCACCAGGAAGUCUCCCUGUGGUGAAGGAACAAACACAUGGGAUCGAUUUGAGCUUCGUGUCCACAAGAGAGUCAUUGACCUAUUCAGCUCCCCUGAUGUGGUGAAGCAGAUUACAUCUAUCACCAUUGAACCCGGUGUCGAGGUGGAGGUCACCAUCGCAGAUUCUUAAACGAGUCUUUCUUUUGCAUUUUGCCUUUACAUAGUUUAAGUUUAUUAGAAAGAAACAUCAUCGCGAUUGCACACCAUUUGCUAGGAUUGAUCCCUAAGCAAAUGAGUGUUGUGGGGUUUCUGUAGUUUGUGUUUUCCCAUAC